AUGGCCUGUGAACAAAGCAGCCAGUUCAGGAACGGAGCCCUGAAGCCCCACCCCAUAGCAACCAAAUAUACUCUUCCCUUCCAAGGGGACCUGAAGCCCCACCCCAUAGCAACCAAAUAUACUCUUCCCUUCCAAGGAGCCCUGAAGCCCCACCCCAUAGCAACCAAAUAUACUCUUCCCUUCCAAGGGGACCUGAAGCCCCACCCCAUAGCAACCAAAUAUACUCUUCCCUUCCAAGGGGACCUGAAGCCCCACCCCAUAGCAACCAAAUAUACUCUUCCCUUCCAAGGAGACCUGAAGCCCCACCCCAUAGCAACCAAAUAUACUCUUCCCUUCCAAGGAGACCUGAAGCCCCACCCCAUAGCACCCAAAUAUACUCUUCCCUUCCAAGGGACCCUGAAGCCCCACCCCAUAGCAACCAAAUAUACUCUUCCCUUCCAAGGAGGCCUGAAGCCCCACCCCAUAGCAACCAAAUAUACUCUUCCCUUCCAAGGAGACCUGAAGCCCCACCCCAUAGCAACCAAAUAUACUCUUCCCUUCCAAGGAGCCCUGAAGCCCCACCCCAUAGCAACCAAAUAUACUCUUCCCUUCCAAGGAGACCUGAAGCCCCACCCCAUAGCACCCAAAUAUACUCUUCCCUUCCAAGGGACCCUGAAGCCCCACCCCAUACCCCACCCCUUAGCAACCAAAUAUACUCUUCCCUUCCAAGGAGAUCAGAAGCCCCACCCCAUAGCAACCAAAUAUACUCUUCCCUUCCAAGGAGUUCAGAAACCCCACCCCAUAGCAACCAAAUAUACUCUUCCCUUCCAAGGGACCCUGAAGCCCCACCCCAUAGCAACCAAAUAUACUCUUCCCUUCCAAGGGACCCUGAAGCCCCACCCCAUAGUAACCAAAUAUACUCUUCCCUUCCAAGGAGGCCUGAAGCCCCACCCCAUAGCAACCAAAUAUACUCUUCCCUUCCAAGGAGACCUGAAGCCCCACCCCAUAGCAACCAAAUAUACUCUUCCCUUCCAAGGAGGCCUGAAGCCCCACCCCAUAGCAACCAAAUAUACUCUUCCCUUCCAAGGGGACCUGAAGCCCCACCCCAUAGCAACCAAAUAUACUCUUCCCUUCCAACGAGACCAGAAGCCUCACCCCAUAGCAACCAAAUAUACUCUUCCCUUCCAAGGGGACCUGAAGCCCCACCCCAUAGCAACCAAAUAUACUCUUCCCUUCCAAGGAGCCCUGAAGCCCCACCCCAUAGCAACCAAAUAUACUCUUCCCUUCCAAGGGGACCUGAAGCCCCACCCCAUAGCAACCAAAUAUACUCUUCCCUUCCAAGGGGACCUGAAGCCCCACCCCAUAGCAACCAAAUAUACUCUUCCCUUCCAAGGAGACCUGAAGCCCCACACCAUAGCAACCAAAUAUACUCUUCCCUUCCAAGGAGAUCUGAAGCCCCACCCCAUAGCACCCAAAUAUACUCUUCCCUUCCAAGGGACCCUGAAGCCCCACCCCAUAGCAACCAAAUAUACUCUUCCCUUCCAAGGGGACCUGAAGCCCCACCCCAUAGCAACCAAAUAUACUAUUUCCUUCCAAGGAGCCCUGAAGCCCCACCCCAUAGCAACCAAAUAUACUCUGAAGCAACCAAAUAUACUCUGA
Messenger RNA from Coregonus clupeaformis (lake whitefish), 1638 nucleotides. Its product is annotated as proline-rich extensin-like protein EPR1. Bases 1 to 1638 code for a protein of 545 amino acids. The transcript has 3 exons. NCBI's taxonomy places the organism in Eukaryota, Metazoa, Chordata, Actinopteri, Salmoniformes, Salmonidae. The record is from RefSeq and is a predicted model, not a curated record.